Cadophora gregata is the source of this 575-nucleotide messenger RNA. RefSeq lists its product as uncharacterized. NCBI's taxonomy places the organism in Eukaryota, Fungi, Ascomycota, Leotiomycetes, Helotiales, Ploettnerulaceae. The transcript is spliced from 3 exons. The coding region runs from base 105 to 299 and encodes 64 amino acids. The record is from RefSeq and is a predicted model, not a curated record.
UCAUCGAACUUUUCCCAUAUCAUGUCAGAACUCGGGGCAUCGGAAUUGAGCAACUUUUCAACAAGAUUGGACUCUUCUUUUCCAUCAACGUGAACCCGGUUGGCAUGGAAGCACUUGGCUGGAAAUUCAUGGCUAUUUACUGCGGUUGGCUCGGAAUCGAGUUUAUUGUCGUCUUUCUUCUCUACCCAGAAACGCAUGGCAGAACCUUGGAAGAACUGGCCUUCUUAUUCGAGGACAAGGAGCUUGCUGAUAAGGCAGUCGAGGCGGUCGAGAAAGAGAUUCAUCACGAUGCAGUCUAGGACAUGGAGGCAGUUUCAGUAGUUCAAAAAGGGUUCCAUACUUCAGAAUUCUCGUAGCUAGGCAUCUGAAUUUAUCUUGGUGAUAAGGCUCAUUCAUGGCAAGCUUCGUAUUGAAAACCGUGCCGUCUAACGUCAACCCUACAGUAGUCUGGGCCGGAAAUGCAUAGAAAAUCUGGAGGUCUGAGGAAAUACAAUUCCCUUUCCCAGUAUCGAUUGAGGCAAAUGGCGAUAUUGAAAAUUUCGGCGACCUCCCCACACACGCGUGCGCUAGCAGCC